AUGACUGCGGUGGUUGUAGGCUCUGGAUAUCGUCUUCCUUUUCCUUGCAUUCGAUGUGAGUUACGGUUAGGAAACAGGAAUGGAGCUACCAGUUAUUCCAAUAAUCUACCGCUUUGUGCUCUCAAGAAACGAAAUAAUAUAACUGAAUUUUAUUCAGCUUUCGGAGAUGAUGGACUAAAGCAUGUGAAUAGUGUAUACUUCUCAAUAAUCAGACAAGAACUCUGGGAAUGUAAAUAUGCUGACGGUAAAAUAUUCGGGAGAAGACUGACAGAGCUUGUGGGAUCUAUACCUGUAGCGGAGAUAGAAUACUAUAGUGGGAUCAGUGUGUGGAGAUACAGACUUGAUAGCUCAACAUACAGUGUCAAAAUAAGAGAAAUAUUUUAUUACAAGCCAAACAAAGAAAGAAUAGGCCUACCUGUCAAAUUUGGUGGAGUGGUGAAACUUAUGAAGCCAAAAGAGAGACACCAUGAGAUAGAGUUGGAGGAACAUUUGUAUAAAUAUAACAAUAUGAGCAACCAAAUGCCAACACGUUUGUAUCCUGAUUAUGAUGACGAUACUGAUGACGACGAUUUACUAGAUAUGGGAGCGGCAGUAAUAUAAAAAUUCCGAUGCAAUCUAAUCAGCAAGUUUUCAUUUGCUAUUUUGUCAUCACUGCUAAAUAAAAUUUAUAAAUCACACCCAUUAUUGAGUUAUAAGCAUGUCAACCAAAUCUGGGAGAUUUGUAUUUUCCAUGAAAUCCAUGAAUAACAUCAUUGAUUUUGCAAAAAUGGUAAAAAAUUAAAAUCGCUCAAAAUCUUAGGAAUGAAAGUACUUGACGAGAGUAGCAAUAAUAUGUCAUCACAUUGGCC
This is a messenger RNA of Nilaparvata lugens (brown planthopper), 848 nucleotides long. RefSeq lists its product as uncharacterized. The record is from RefSeq and is a predicted model, not a curated record. The coding region runs from base 1 to 600 and encodes 199 amino acids. Lineage: Eukaryota; Metazoa; Arthropoda; Insecta; Hemiptera; Delphacidae. The transcript has 6 exons.